Molecule: messenger RNA, 874 nt
Organism: Cajanus cajan (pigeon pea)
Lineage: Eukaryota; Viridiplantae; Streptophyta; Magnoliopsida; Fabales; Fabaceae
Source: RefSeq, a predicted model, not a curated record
UUUCCUUUUUCUUCAAAUCCCAGCAAACAAACACGGACAUGAAAACUUCACAGAAGCGGCGCGCACCCUCACCAGCACCACCCUUCACCGUCGUCUUCCUCCACCACUAUGAGCUGCUACCAGAACCAGAAGCGGCGCGACCCCCUCUCUCACUCUCACGCUGCAACGACGCGCACGUGCUGGAAUUCCUUUGGUACCUCGUCCACCCGCGCGCCUCCGCCGUCCACCCGUGUGCCUCCGCCGUCCACCCGCGCGCCUCUGCCGUCCACCUGUGUGCCUCCGCCAUCCAACUGUGCGCCUUCGUCGUCCAACCACCGCCUCACCACCAUGCCUCCUUUCGUUCACAAAGGUGCUUAGGGAAAAUUUUGAGAUCUGCAUUAUGUAGAAAUCAUAGUCACGUCGGGCAUGCCUUCAUGACUUCGAGCAUAGUUCCAACCAGAGUUUUCUAUCUUGGUCAUGUUAGACGCAAGAGUGGUGGUGUCAGACAUGAAGAGAGAGACUUAUCUUGGAUUGAGGAUGACGUCAAACGUGGUUUGAAUGACACCAAGGGUGAGGGCAAGGGAAAACCUAUAACUUGGUGACGUCGAGCAUCACUAAGGUGAUACCAGACGUGAGUCAAGCAAAGAUCUUUGUCUAAUAUGAGGGCGGUCGUGGGUUUGCCACAUCAGGUGUGAGGUCUAGGGAGUCUCCAGCUCAAUCACACUAGGCAUGGUUUGGAUGGCAUCAGGCAUGAGCGAGGCAAAGAGUUUUCUACCUCAAUGGCGUUGAGCGUGAGGUAUAUUACGUCGAGCGCGGGAUGCCUGAAUGAUGGGUAUGCUUUGGAAUGUUGUGUAAUGAACAUUAAUAGAUGUAUGAAUUCUAUUACAUGUUGUAU